AUGAGGCCGCAGAAACUCCCACCUAUCGCUGAGAAUAUUCGCCUUGAGAUAAAGGAAAAGAUCCCGGAAUUAUCAAAGCACACAGUUGAGAAACCUGCGGAAAUCCUCAAAAUCGAUGAGGAUGGUAAUAAAACAUAUGGAGGUGAUGUACUUGCAAAACAAAUUUCUCUACUUUCAGGGCAGCUGCCCAUCUCAGAUCCAGAAAACUGGGGCUACUGCUUGCUAUAUUUUGCAGUCCCCACAAUUGUUACAAACAAACGAGAGAGAGGAUUUUUUAUUCCACUUUCCGAGAAGACACUACGCGGCGCAGUGCCGGAAGAGGGAAUAUCGCAAGAGGGGUUUUACUUUUACUUUGAAUCUAAACCCCAAUUGCAGGUUAAUUCGAAAACAGGAGCUAUAUACGUUGUACCGAGAUGA
Aspergillus sclerotioniger CBS 115572 is the source of this 417-nucleotide messenger RNA. RefSeq lists its product as uncharacterized. Lineage: Eukaryota; Fungi; Ascomycota; Eurotiomycetes; Eurotiales; Aspergillaceae. The record is from RefSeq and is a predicted model, not a curated record. The coding region runs from base 1 to 417 and encodes 138 amino acids. The transcript is spliced from 2 exons.